This is a messenger RNA of Fusarium subglutinans, 996 nucleotides long. Its product is annotated as extracellular metallo ase. The transcript is spliced from 4 exons. Gene Ontology annotation, molecular function: metalloendopeptidase activity. The record is from RefSeq and is a predicted model, not a curated record. Lineage: Eukaryota; Fungi; Ascomycota; Sordariomycetes; Hypocreales; Nectriaceae. The coding region runs from base 1 to 996 and encodes 331 amino acids. Gene Ontology annotation, biological process: proteolysis.
AUGGUUGCUGUUCCUCCUCACCUCCUGCGAGCUAUCUCGAAGAGCAAAGCAGCAACUCCGGAGCACCGAGAGAUAGCACUAGCUUCUCUUGCACACACAGAGAAGUUCUUGCGUGUACGGGCCCAAAAAGGUCUCGAUCAUCUUGAAACUGUUAUCGGAAAAGUCAGAGGGGCACAGCAGCAGCUGGGCUCUUCGCAGUUCACAGAACCCGGCACCUCACAUGUUGUCCCAUCGCUAACUGCUACCGACGACCCUCCUUACCGUGCUGUGCAUGACAUACACGAGAGUUCAAACGAAAGUGCACUUCCUGGCGACCUCAUUCGUGACAACGGAAAGAAGGAAGCCGCAUCAACCAAGCCAUCUUCUGAUAAGGCUGUCAAUGAGGCUUUCGACAACGUCGGACUUGUCUUGGGUUUCUACAAAAAGUUCUUCCAAUGGCUGUCAAUCGACAAUAAGGAUAUGGAUGUCAUCAGUACUGUUCACUUUGGUAAACAAUACGAGAAUGCUUUCUGGGACCCAGAAAAGCUUCAAAUGGUCUUCGGCGACGGCGGCGAGUUUCUCAACAACUUUACCGGGUGCAUCGAUGUCAUCGGCCACGAGCUCACACAUGCAGUCACAGAGCACACAAGCCCUCUUGACUACUAUGGUCAGGCCGGUGCUCUAAACGAGCAUGUCUCGGAUGUGUUCGGCAUCAUGGUCAAGCAAAGGGUUCAGGACGAGAAAUCGGACGUUGCAGAUUGGUUAAUCGGCGAAGAUUGCAUUCUUCCUGGAGUCAAAGGCACUGCUCUGCGAAGCAUGAAGGAGCCUGGAACUGCCUACGACGAUCCCGUUUUUCGAGCUGCGGCUAACGCUGUCUCUCAGGGCAAAGAUCCGCAGGUUGCGAACAUGAAGCAAUUCAGGACAACAUAUGAGGAUAACGGCGGAGUCCACAUAUAUUCCGGGAUCCCCAACAAAGCGUUCUAUCUAGCUUCUGUGUCGUUCGGCGGAUACUCUUAG